Molecule: messenger RNA, 1817 nt
Organism: Bradysia coprophila
Lineage: Eukaryota; Metazoa; Arthropoda; Insecta; Diptera; Sciaridae
Product: dynein regulatory complex subunit 3-like
Cellular component (GO): cilium
Molecular function (GO): protein binding
Source: RefSeq, a predicted model, not a curated record
UUUAUUAUUUCCGAAAAACAAUCGAACAAAAAAUGUCUAAUGAAAAGAAUCCACUGCUGCGGGUCAUUCAUAAAGACCUGGAGCCCGGUGUUAUAAACGAUGAAAUGCUCGAACGAUUGAUACUGGAACAAGGAUUCAAAGGUGAAGCGGGAAGACUGGCACGCUUAGAACCGAUUGACUACGAAAAAGUUACCGUGCUUCGCAUUGAAUUCCAAAAUCUAUUAAAAAUCAAUCAUCUAUUUGUGCUAUGCAAUUUGAGAGAGUUGUCGUUGAAGUUCAAUAAAUUGGAUAAAAUUGAAAACAUUGAAAUGCUGACGAAGCUCGUUUCACUGGACUUGUCGUUCAAUUGUAUCGAGAAAAUUGCCAAUUUGAAUACGUUGACAAAUUUGGAGACUCUUUCACUAUUCAACAAUCAAAUUGUAACACUGGAAAACUUAGACAUAUUGGAAAAUCUGCUAAUAUUGAGUGUUGGUAACAAUCGCAUCAAUGCAUUGGAUGGGAUUGGAAGAUUGAGGUUUCUGAAAAAAUUGAGAGCGUUGAAUUUGGAAGGCAAUCCAAUUGCUGUUGCCUCGAAUAUGGCGACGCCGUUUAGAGUAUAUGUAGCCGCAAUUUUGCCUAAUUUAAAAUAUUACAAUUAUACGUACAUCUCCAAAGAGGAACGACACAACGGUCUGGAUGCUUACAAGGAUGAUAUCGCACAAAUAGAAGAAGAUCAAUUGGAAGAAAUACGUAAACGGGAACGUGCCGAACAGGAGUUAGCCGAUGAGAUUCGAUUAUCGUCCUGUUUCGUUGAAUUUUUGAAUGAGAAUCAAUUGUUCGAGUCGAUGUUUGAAAAUGACGAAAAUGGGAAGAUUUUGCGUUUGAUUGGCGAUGAAGCUGAAGAGUUGGUCAAUGACUACAAAAACGAAAUUUUCGAAUUGACGCAACAAAUCUACAAAACUGGUCUAGAGAAGCACGAAAGUCGACUCAAGGAAAUAGAUCUAUUUCAGGAGAGGGUGAACGUAACAAAAUCGAAAACGCAGAAGGAAGGCAUCGCAAUCGUUGAAGAGUAUCUAACAUCACUGAAAACUAUUUUUAAUGAUGCCAAGGUAUUGCUUCGUAAACUAAACAGUGAUGAUGUAUCGGUUGGAGAGGAGGACGAAACCAUCAUCACCAACGAGUACGACGAGCUAAGAAAGAAAUUCCAUACAAUGACCGACAAAACGUUUCACGAUUUAAUGCACAGCGAAAUCAAAUUAUUUGAAUGCAUCGAGGUCGCAUUCAAUGUGGACUUUAAACAGGUCAUCGACUCCAUGCUUACCCAGUUCAUAGAGCAUGCCCAAGGCAUAUUUGUUCAGAUGCGAAAUGCAGAAAUAAAUUUCUCGGGAGCUAUGCACGAAACGGUGACGAGAUACAUAACCAUGAAGGCAGUGGUCGCUGAAGAACAUACUGUUGCGAAAGAAUUGCAAGAGUGUUUCGAAGACAAAUCCAACAUCAGCAAAUUUAUUCUGGGUAGUCGUGAACACCACAUUUUGGUCAUCGAUACGCGAGAGGAAAGACUGAUAACUAGAGGUCGCAACUGGGUCAAUGAACUGAUUGCAAAGAUGCAAAACGACGAGGUAGACCGUAAUAGAGCCAAAAUUAUCGAAAUCAAUACGUUCCUCGACAAGCAACGAGAUCGAUUCGAACGUUUAUACGAAGAGGUUGAAAUGGAAAAAGAGAAGGAGAAAAUAAAAAUUUGAAACCAAUCUACCCGUUAACAGACGUCAAGUAUAUUUUUCAACUAAAGUUAUUUACACGUUGAUUGAACUACCUCCGAAGAACCUUGAUAAAUGUUU